This is a messenger RNA of Xiphias gladius (swordfish), 5300 nucleotides long. Its product is annotated as protein kinase C beta type-like. The record is from RefSeq and is a predicted model, not a curated record. The transcript is spliced from 17 exons. Lineage: Eukaryota; Metazoa; Chordata; Actinopteri; Istiophoriformes; Xiphiidae. Gene Ontology annotation, biological process: protein phosphorylation. Bases 233 to 2236 code for a protein of 667 amino acids. Gene Ontology annotation, molecular function: zinc ion binding; ATP binding; diacylglycerol-dependent serine/threonine kinase activity.
GGACCCACCGGAAGAAGCAGCAGCUUCAGCGCGAGCUGGACGCAGACCGACAAAACACCGGCAGCACGAGCGACACCGAGGCGGCCAGAGGGGCGGAGAGGAGGAGGAGGAGGAGGAGGAGGCACCUGCACCGCGACUCGUUCUCCCCCGCUGCCUCAGUCGUCUCUCCCUCUCUCUCUUCAGCUCUCCUCACCCAUCGUUCCUCUCGGACCGCCGCCGCUUCCUCGUUAAGAUGGCUGACCCCAACAGCGACGGAGACGUACCGGAGAGCGCGCGCGGCUUCGCCCGUCAGGGAGCCCUCCGACAGAAGAAUGUGCACGAGGUGAAGGACCACAAGUUCAUCGCGCGGUUCUUCAAGCAGCCCACCUUCUGCAGCCACUGCACGGACUUCAUCUGGGGCUUUGGAAAACAGGGAUUCCAGUGCCAAGUGUGCUGUUUUGUAGUCCACAAGCGCUGUCAUGAGUUUGUCACCUUUUCGUGUCCGGGGGCCGACAAGGGACCAGCCUCCGACGAUCCUCGUAGUAAACACAAGUUUAAGGUCCACAGUUACUCCAGCCCCACCUUCUGUGACCACUGUGGCUCCCUCCUCUACGGGCUGAUACACCAGGGCAUGAAAUGUGACCACUGUAUGAUGAACAUCCACAAGCGGUGUGUGGCCAAUGUCCCGAGCUUGUGUGGGACAGAUCACACCGAGAGGAGAGGACGCAUUCACAUCUCUGCCAAGAUCACUGAGGACACUCUCACUGUCAUCAUCAAAGAGGCUAAGAACCUGGUGCCCAUGGACCCAAAUGGCCUGUCAGACCCAUACGUCAAACUCAAACUGAUCCCAGAUCCCAAGAGUGAGAGCAAGCAGAAGACCAAGACCAUCAAAUGUUGCCUCAACCCCACCUGGAAUGAGAAGUUCACUUUCAACCUAAAAGAAAGUGAUAAGGACCGCCGUCUCUCAGUGGAGGUCUGGGACUGGGAUUUGACCAGCAGGAACGACUUCAUGGGAUCCCUCUCCUUUGGAAUCUCAGAGCUACAGAAACAAGGGAUAGACGGAUGGUAUAAGAUGCUGUCCCAGGAGGAAGGAGAAUACUUUAAUGUUCCUGUCCAGCCAGAUGGAGAGGACGGUAACGAGGAGCUACGACAAAAGUUUGAGAGGGCGAGAGUAGGUCCAGGGAAGCCAACAGACCCUUCUUCCUCCUCCUCAGUGUGCAAAUAUGACAGCAAUGGCAAUCAGGACCGUGUCAAGCUCUCAGACUUCAACUUCGUUAUGGUUCUGGGCAAAGGCAGCUUCGGCAAGGUGAUGCUGGCUGAGAGGAAGGGUACAGACGAGUUGUACGCCAUCAAAAUCCUGAAGAAGGAUGUGGUGAUCCAGGACGAUGAUGUAGAGUGCACCAUGGUGGAGAAGAGAGUCCUCGCUCUGUCUGGGAAACCACCUUUCCUCACUCAACUGCACUCGUGUUUCCAAACCAUGGACCGAUUGUAUUUUGUCAUGGAGUAUAUAAAUGGAGGCGACCUUAUGUACCAGAUCCAACAGGUCGGCAAGUUCAAGGAGCCUCAUGCUGUGUUUUAUGCUGCAGAGAUUGCCAUUGGACUCUUUUUCCUUCACUCCAAAGGUAUCGUGUAUCGGGAUCUGAAGCUGGACAAUGUGAUGCUGGACUCUGAAGGCCAUAUAAAGAUUGCAGAUUUUGGCAUGUGCAAAGAGAACAUGUUUGAUGGAAUUACCACAAAGACUUUUUGCGGAACACCAGACUACAUUGCUCCAGAAAUCAUAGCCUAUCAGCCUUAUGGGAAGUCUGUGGACUGGUGGGCCUUUGGAGUACUGCUGUAUGAAAUGCUUGCUGGACAGCCGCCUUUUGACGGGGAGGAUGAAGAUGAGCUGUUCCAGUCGAUCAUGGAGCAUCAUGUUUCUUACCCUAAAUCCAUGUCCAAAGAAGCUGUUGCUAUCUGCAAGGGGCUGAUGACCAAACACCCAGGUAAGCGUCUGGGCUGUGGCCCAGAGGGGGAGAGAGACAUCAAGGAGCACGCCUUCUUCCGCUAUAUAGACUGGGAAAAACUAGAGAAUAAAGAGGUCCAGCCGCCAUUCAAACCUAAAGCUAAAUCUCGCUGCGACGUCGGCAACUUCGACAAGGAGUUCACAAAGAUGGCGGUGGAGCUGACGCCCACAGACAAGCUCUUCAUCAUGAACCUGGAUCAGAACGAGUUUCAGGGCUUCUCCUACACCAACCCCGAAUUUAUUAUACAAGUCUGAGGAGUUCCUGUUGGUUAGACGCAGCCCGGACAAGAUUUUACUCCAACCCGUACAGCCCAGUUACAUUUCAUUGGAGAGUCAUACAGCAACUCAUUGGCACCACCUGGACUCAAACCACUCAUAUACAUGCAUAAGAAUCUUCCAGCUCAACCCACGCCAUUAUCUAAACUGGACAAUAAUCGUAAUCAUAAGCCACCACACUUUCUACACACUCACAUCUACAAAACGCACAAGCGGCAGAAUAAAAUACAAACUGCAGAUGGCCUUGGCUGCUGGUUGGUCACAGUGGGACUGACUGUGACCAUGUGGUAACAGGCCAGUUUCCGGAAAACUCCAGGCUUGUGUCGUAUUCACAGGACCUUGUGGCGAGCAGGCCAAUACAGCAGCUGACGAUCAAGAAUCACGGUGUAUGUGUAACUGUUUGUAUGUGCCGUAUCGAUCGACAACAGCGUGUGUUUGUUUACUUGACUUCCUUCUCUACGGCCUGUAAAAGUUGCGUCAUGAACAUUCCAUGAUCAAUAUGUCAUGUAUUUGCUCACACACACACACUCACAAAUACACGCGCACAUGUGUGUUUGCAGGCUGCGGUUUGAAGGGAAGGAAGAUUUUAAAUUAUGAAAGUCCAAGGCCCUGUUCUUCAAAUGUGGCUUAACUGAUUCGGGCUAAACAUGCUGUUUAUGAGGCUAAAAUAAUCCGGUUUGCUCCCAUCCAGCUAAUUUGGUUCUUUGAAAGCGGUUUGAGGAUUGAUUUGUUGAUCCUUGUGCCAUCAGUUGCAAGAGGGAGGUGUGUUGGGAUCCCUGCAUGCACUCGGGACGAUAGAUUCACGGACAUGAGUUGUCAUUUAAUUUGUGUUCCUGCAUUUUUCUGCCGACAAUUUUGUUCUGCAUGGGGCUCCGAAGUGUUUCCAUGCUUAACUCACUGUUAAGUUAGACAUGAUGAGUGAGUGUGGUUAGACUAUGAGGGAUGACGGUGUAUGAGUGGUGAGUUUCUGCCCAACUGACAUGCAAGAGACUUGAGAUAAUCGAAGGCCUGCUAUGAAAAUGAAACCUUACUAAAGUCUUGUAAAAAGCACAUUUAAAUUCUUUUUUUUUUGAUUUCUUUUUUUGCGAAGUGGGCUCUGCAGUUAAUCAUUGAAUAAUUUUUAGUGUUUAAAUUACAAAUUCCCAUUUUAAUGGGAAAUGAAAUAGAAUUUUUUCUUUUUGCUCACAAUAUCUCAAAACUGGGUUGAUUUUUAAACUUACAUUUUAUCAUGAAUAAGUCUAGGUAAUUAAAUUGUGAUAAUUACAUAUAACAUAAUUAUUUAUUCUCACAUUAUAAAUCUAAGAAAAUGAGACAUUUGUAUCUGAAAAUGAAUUCAUGCAUGGGAUUCAAUGUAAAUGUCCUGGUCAUGAUGUGUAACCGAGCUUUAGUGAGAGAACCCAGGUAAAUUUGUAAAUAAAGACAAAUGUGGAUUGCUAUUUUAAGAUGGACAGAUUUAUUGGUCCAAAAGAGUGUGCUUCCAAACAGAGCUUAAAUCCCAAUAAUUAUAACCCAACUAGGAUUACCUACGAACUAGUGAAAGAGGAAUCUCUAGGUUUCAAAUAGGAAAAAAACAGCGAUAAAAGUUUGUAAGAUGCCAAAGAAUUCCUGGGAAAGGGAGCCAGCAUAAAAAGGAGAGGCCAAAACCCUACCUAUGAUGUUGCACAGACACCCAAAACGCACACACGUGAUGAUUCAAAACAAGCAAUGGGGGGGCUACGGACACAGUGUGGAAUCUAUCAGCAAUAAACCUAAAAAAGAGGGGAUCACAAUUAUUAAAAUUACUGUAUUUGCUAAAAAGUGGUACAAAUAAAAAGUUAAAAAAUACAGCGUGAUAAGCUAGAGACAUCUACCCUAAAGCUGUCCAUCUGUUAAAAUACAAUAAAGCCCAGGCAACAGCUCAAACCAAUCUGAAUACAAUCUCAGGUUCUAACAUUGGUGACACAGGCCCGGUAUUCACCCUUCUGCCUGGCCAGAGCAAGUUUUUAAGACAGACGACAAAAAAAGGCAAUUCAUAGAUUUAAAAGAAUAAAAUACAUUCCAGGCUUGACUGUCUGCACAGAUGCAUCUUAGGACCCUUAUGGUGUCACCUAAAGCAGAAAAUAUAUAUAGAUAAAUACAAACACUUGUUAAAAUCACCUCAAAGUUUAAAAAUAUUCAAAGAUACCUGCCAUAACUACGCCUAAAGAGUGUUUCCAGGCGAGGGGGAAAGGACAGGGCUAAGUACCUUGGGUCAGGCAUUCAAGGACUGUCGCUCUGUCACACCUGCACUUUUGCAGGUUUGGGCUUAAGGGCUUCAAAGGAGGACAAAAAAAAAAAAAGACAAUCCCGGUUAAUGCUUUCCACUUAUGAAGAACAGGGCCCAGAUAUAUAACCUCAUGUCCAAGUUAGUCUUGAACUUAGUCUUAAGCAAGUCUCGUCUUCCAAAUUGAUGCAUAAAAAAAAGAAAAAGAAAAAAAAAAAAGACAAAUCCCCCAAAUGCCUGUUUGGCAGUGACAUUUGAAAAUGUCUGUCUUUUUCUCUUGCUUAAUCUCUCUCUCUCUCUCUCUCUCUCUCUCUCUCUCUUUUCUCUUCAGCACUGUGUAGGCAGUGGGUUAGUGCUGUGUAGGCCUAUACAGUCUCUGUGGUGCAGCUCCUCUAUGCAUGCCAUAUUUGGUGGUACAGUAGUUCUUUAAGAUGCUUUUUUUUUUUUUUUGACAUCGUGGAGGAGAAGAACUCGCGGUGUCUCGAAUUUAGCGAUGCAAGUCAGUUUUGAAAUAUCCAUGCUCAGAUCAAGUUUUAGUUUCCACCCCGAAUGCCGUGUAUGCUAUCUCUGAGUUUGCUUUACAAAGUAUGGAGCAAAGACUGGCCGUCUGUGAAAUCAACAUAUAAAGUAGAUGUAUUAAUUCUGUAUGACUUGUGUUCCAGUGUAUGUGUAAAUAGGAAUGGGAUCUAGAGCUAGAAGUGGUUUUCAUGUCAUGACACAGUUGUCUACCAUUCCUCAAAGCCCCAUCUCCCUUUCUCUCUGCUCUUUACUCCUGCCAGCACUCUCAGCUGCCUUUUUUUU